GUCAGUCAGGUUUUUGUGGUUUGGUGGUUUCGCUUGGAUUUGAACAAUAGAGUUUUGUUGUGAAUUUUCUUCAAUAAAUAAUAUUAAUUUCCUUUCUGCGAUCCUUAAUCCGAUCAUUUUAUUUUCCGCAAAAAUUCCUAAAAGUGUUGUGGGCUGGGCAGUCUAAUUUUAAAUACUUUAGCAUGCGCAUAGUUGGAUAAUCGUUGAAAAUGUUAAUAUUAGCGUUGUUAGCUGUAAUUCUAUCCUUAUGCAAUGGAGACAGUAACGUGCAUUAUGCAGCUGUUAUAUAUAGGCAUGGUGACCGGACACCUGUUGCCUUUUAUCCUACGGAUCCAUAUAAAAACGUGUCCUUAUGGCCGGUAAAACUAGGCGAGCUUACAAACAUCGGCAAAAGGCAGCACUUUGCUUUGGGUCAGUGGCUUCGCAAACGUUAUUCGCAUUUGUUGUCCAGUGAAUUUGAACCUUCAGAGAUAUAUGUAAGAUCUACCGAUGUAGACCGCACACUUAUGUCCGCUCAAGCUAAUCUAGCAGGUAUGUACCCGCCUACAGGGCAGUCAGUCUGGGACCGUGACUUGAUGUGGCAACCCAUCCCUGUUCACACCGAGCCGGAGAAAGAGGACAAAUUGUUGGCCAUGAAGAAACGGUGCCCCAAAUAUACCAAAGAAAAGGAACAGUUUCUGCAUUCCGCAGAGUAUAAAAACCGACUCAGUAAAUACCAAAAUCUUAUGAACUACUUAACUGCGUAUACUGGUGAAAAAGUGACAGAUUAUAAUGACAUAAAUGAUAUCUACAACAUAUUGUUCAUAGAAAGUUUGUACAAUUUUACGCUUCCUAAUUGGACCAAGGAAGUAUAUCCUGAUAAACUAGUGGAGCCAUCUGGUUACAGUUUCACAACCGACACGGCUACACCUGCGCUUGCCCGGCUGAAGGUCGGUCCUCUACUCCAGCACAUUACCACUCAGAUGUCGAACAAGUUAGCAUUCGAUAGGUACAAGAGGAACAAAACAGAAGUGAACUUGGCCAUAUUCAGCGGGCACGAUUUGACUGUAGCGAACGUGCUUCAUUCUCUCGGACUAUACGACGGAGUACCGCCCGUGUACACGUCAACGGUGUUCUUAGAACUAUUGUACGAUAAUGAUACGAUCUCGACACCUAUGAUAAGGAUAUCAUACAGGAACUCCACAGAAAUCGUGGAACCCAUCGUGUUGAACAUACCAAAAUGUGGCAAGCUAUGUCCAUUGGAACGCUUCGUGAAGUUGUACGAGAACUUGAUCAAAGUCGACUGGAACAGGGAAUGCUCUAAAGGAAUUCAGUUCUUCGAAAUGGACGACGUGGUAACAAUCAUAUCGAUGAUGUGCUCAAUAGUGUUGCUGAUGGUCUACGCUGCUUACCGGUUGUGUUACUACUGGAUGCGAAGACGUAAUAGGGCCAACCAAAACCUGCGCUACACAAGCAUACAUACAUCUCUCGCUAAAAUUCCGACUUCGUAAAUCAAGAAAAGUUAUAUAAUAUAUAGAGAAAAAGAAAAAUGAAAAAAAAAAUACCAAAAAGAAUAAGAACUGUUCCUUACAAAAUCUUAACAAACCUUUAUGCGCAUAAAAUGGCCGACUUUAAGCGACCAUGUUGUAUGUCAAAAUUGUAUUAUGCUCUUUUGACAGUUCUUAUAAAGUAUUAUAUAAAGCUUAGACAGAUAUAAGCGAUUUUGUAGGGACUAAAGAAACAGAUAACGUGCGUUGUCAAUGAAAGCAAAUUUUUUCCAAAAAAAUUCGUUAAAUAGAAAAUUUAAAGACAUGAGUGGUGGUGGGAUAGUUCUUUUAAUAAAGCUCUGUUAUUGUGGCCUUUAUUCACAUAUAAUAUUGUGUAGAGAGACGAAGUAACUAAAUUUGAUCGAUAGAAGAGUUCACCAUUUGGAUUAGGUCUAAAGACGAUUGUACAAACAUUUAAGGCAAAUACAACAAAUAAGAGGAAGAUGUACUAUUGUUUUUUGUGGUAUGAUGAGUUAGUACGGUAUGUGAAGUGGCUUUUAUUUUCUUGUAUUUUAGAGUUUAUGUAUCAUUUCACAACUGUUAUUACGAAUUUCAUUAUUAAUAUGAACGUCGUAUUGUAAAUAACGAUGGGUAUAAAACAUGUCUAUAUUAAAAAAUGUGAUCUUACGAGGAAUCAGGUAACAGUGAAAAUACACACGAGUAUAUAUGGCAACAUCAGGGUUAAAAGGAGGCUGCUUCCUGUUUUCGGUCAGAAGGCGAACCUUUGAACGGAAGUAUAGCGGUGGAGGGUGCAACUGGGCACACAUAGACGAGAGAUAUACCACCAUUUUUGAUGGUUAAUAACGUAACGGUUUAUAACGUUAAUUCUUAAGUCUUAAUAGAAAAAUAUGUAGGUAGUUAAAAAAAAAACAAAAUUAUAUAGUACCUAGUUUAUGAUGUUAUAUUACUCUACUUCUUAGUACUAUCAUAUUUGAACCGCAUUAAUGUAAACUUUAAUAUUUUCUGUUGCUGGCCAUUAACUAUAAAAAUAUCAUUUACUGGUGGUAUAGAUAAUUUUAUUCGGUAUCGUUAACUACAAUACUUUAGGUAAAUACAUUAACAAACCGAUUUCAUUUUGUAGAUAGAACUAACGUUGAAUAUCUAAAUCAAAAGUCAUAUGGUUAAAUUAUUAUCGUAAUUUUUAUGUAAUAUUGUAAAUACUCAUUAAAAUCAAACUAUUGUUUGAAUCCGAAUUAUUAUUGACUUUUGAAAAAUUCAGCCUUUGCCUGAAAGGUCAGCUCAGCACUAGCGUAAUUUUUUUUUAUUGAUAUAGAAAUGAGCGUCGGUUUCCUACGCCAGUUUGUGGGAUUGUUUAAAACAUGAUUUGAUCAUGAAAAAAAAUGACCUUAUAUGUUCAUAAAUGUUUUAAUUAUAUCCACUAAAAAUCAA
Molecule: messenger RNA, 2915 nt
Organism: Amyelois transitella
Lineage: Eukaryota; Metazoa; Arthropoda; Insecta; Lepidoptera; Pyralidae
Product: prostatic acid phosphatase
Exons: 8
Coding region: 210-1490 (426 amino acids)
Biological process (GO): dephosphorylation
Molecular function (GO): phosphatase activity
Source: RefSeq, a predicted model, not a curated record